Molecule: messenger RNA, 765 nt
Organism: Lolium perenne
Lineage: Eukaryota; Viridiplantae; Streptophyta; Magnoliopsida; Poales; Poaceae
Source: RefSeq, a predicted model, not a curated record
UGCAGCUUAUAUACCACCUCUGCAUAAGUGUUGGAGGAAUCUCACAGGUAGAAGUGUAUGUCUGUCUGCAUGUUAGGCUGUUAGCAAUGGAGAUGGGAAGAUCGAUAUGGCUUACGGUGCUGAUCCCUGCGAUCAUGGUGUCCUCCUUGUACGGCGAGGCUGCCGCGACCGACGGAGAGACGGCAACGGCGGGAGGGCCGCCGCCAGAGACGAACGUGUUGUGCGUCAGCAAGUGCGGGACGUGCCCGACGGUAUGUUCGUCGCCGUCGCCGCCACCACCGUCGUCACCGAACAGUGACGGCAGCGGCUACUCCUCGCCGUCGCCUCCGCGCUCCACGACGCCGCCAUCUCCACCGGCCGGGCAGCAGUCGCAGGCGAAGGGAAGGAAUCCCAGCGGUUACUACUACUUCCUCACCGCCGGGAGCGGCCGGAGCUGCGCCGCGUCGAGCGUUCGCUACACGCAGCUGCUGCUCCUGGCGGUUCUUCCCUUCCUCGUCGCUGUUUAACUUGUUCGGUUGGGCGGCAGCGAGCCCCCCGCGGCAACUCGAUGGGCUCCAACCUGUCCGUUACGUAGUGAUCUGGUUUUGUUUUCUGUGUACUUCCCGUGAUCGAUCUGAAGGUUUCGAGUACUUGUGUAAUUUGGAGCUGCAGUGUCAAUCUGAAAUUAGCGAACCGUUUGCUUUCCAAAUUUCUUGUUUUGUUUUGUUUACAAGGUAGAAGCAGUGAAGCACGUUCGUAGGCAAACCUGUGCAUACACAGUCAUGA